AUGAGCGCGGAAGCGCUGGGUACCUGUCACCUAGGGCAACCAGCGGCUGCUGGCAAUGCUCCUCGAGCAAGACGUGGCUGUGCCAGAGCUGCGAGCGCUGGUAAUGCCAGGCUUAAAGUGCGCAGCUUUAACAUUGGCGGGGUCACCAGUCCAGUCUACGACAUGCUGCAUCACUGGCUCACUACAGAGUGUGAGGAGGAUAUCAUCAUCAUCCAAGAACUACACUGGGGCUGCGGCCAGUCGGACACGACCUGGCAGAUACCAGGAUGGUCAAUGGUGGUCAGUGCGGACCUAGGCCAGCGCUUUGCUGGUGUAGGAGUCUUCAUCUCACAUCGCGUGGUGCCGCCAGACUGCAUUAGCUAUCGCACGCAUAUACCGGGACGGCUACUGCACGUUCGCUGCACUGACGACAAGAAAACGCUCGACGUUAUUGCAGGAUACCAGUGGGUGCGAACUGAUAGUGGUCAAAAGAGUACGGCAGAUAAGAGGAGCCUAUUCUGGAACCAGCUUGGGACAGUGCUGCAUCAGAUUCCCACACGUAACCUUGUCGUGGUAGGUGCUGACUUCAACACACAGUGUAGAUCUCUUCCAGGGCUGAUUGGGCGUGGGCUUCUUGAGACCAAACAAACCCCUGACCCCGAACUGGAAGCCCUCCUUACUGAACAGCAACUGGUCCUGCUCAACACUUGGGGUCGUGCUAGCAAGCUGCACAGUUACACGUAUCAAUUUGAUGAUGUGCGUAGUCAAAUCGACUUCAUUGCUAUGCGCAGACCCACUGUUGAUCGACAAGCCCGGCUUGCGCAGCCACAGCCAUUUGAUCUGGCGCCCUGGAGAGGUGGUUCCAAGCAUCGUGCUAUUGUUGCCAGCAUAUCUUGGCGAGCCGGUUGGACCUUUCAUACCCGAACACCCAAAGCCACUAGGUUCGAUAUGACUCUUCUUAGACAAUCCCUCAAAGCCUGGAGCCCCAAAGCGCAAGAACUGCAGUCCUGUGUGCAAGCUACCCUUUUGCAGGCGGACCCUAAUACCACUCUGCAACAGCUCAAUGUCAAGAUGCUGAAGCAUUGUGCACGCCUUUUUCCGUCUGCCAAAGCGGUGUCGAGAAAGCCAAGUACGCAGGAGGCAGUAGUCGAUAAUGUUAAGGCGGUUCGCGUUGCGCAGCAGGCGCUUGCACAGGCUAGGCGUGCCCCGGGGAACAAGCUAGGACUUGGGCGAAUACUUGAAGUUUGGCGUCUUGCCACCGCAUUGCAGCGGCGUGGCCGCCAACUGCGUGCUGCAAGCACGCAAGCCAGACGUCAGUGGUUUGAGGAACGCAUUGAGGAGGCGGAGCAUGCAGCUAAGCGUCAGGAUCUAGGUGCGGUUUAUAGAGUCAUCAAUGUCUUAGCUCCAAGGAAGAGGUUUGAGAAGGUGCGCAUUCGGGAUGCUCAGGGUUCAAUGCUAGGGCCACAGGCUGAGUUCAGGGAGAUACUGCACUACUUCCAAACAGCGUUCGAUGGGCACCCGCCUGCUAGUGUGCAGCCGACGGGGACUGUGCAGUUUGAAGAGGCUGAAAUCUUGGGUGCCAUCACGCAGCUUAAAACCGGCAGGUCAGUUCCUCCAGACAGUGCGCCGGCAGAGCUCUGGAGACUUUGUCCAGAGGAAUAUGCAGCCAAGCUUACAGCCGUUCUCAAUGCUGCGUGUCUUCACGGCAAUUGCCUGCCUCGGGAAGUCACGGACUGUGCUCUGGCUCUGCUCCCCAAACCACACAAGGUCAGCAAGCGACCAGCGGACCUUCGUCCACUAGGAUUGCAGGACCCCAGCUCCAAGAUCCUAGCCAUCACAGUGCGUGAACGCCUGGAGGUCUCUGUGCAAGAUUUCGUAAACUCCAGGUCCCCACAGAUCGUGAGGAGCCAGGGCAUGCAGGCCCCGCUCCUCGGACUGAGCACAAUGGGCGACAUGGAUGCCGACAUGCAGGCGCAGGAGGAAGCCCGGGCCAGAGAGGAGAAGGAGGACGAGUAUCGAAGGGCCAAGUGGAGGCGGCCGGACUCCAAGGGGGGCAAAGGCUCCUCACAAGGUGGCUGGCACCAGUCUUGGUCGGCAAAGCGCCAGUGGCACGACUCGGCCCAGAACUCCUCGGGGGACCAGGCUCCGGUGAUGGACCAGGCCACGCAGGAUUUGCUGAAGAAUAUGGUCCGUGUCGUGCUGAGGCACGAGACGGAGAUUCAGCGCUUCAAGCAGGAUGUCGGCUUCAUGGUCUUCAUCGAUACUUCGGGCCUCGGGUGUCUAUCCAACCUCAGGGCAGUGGCGGACAAUUGGCAAGAGCAGUAUGCUCAGGGCAAGGUUCGCAACUCGCUAAAGCUGCUCCUGUUCCUGGCUAUGCUGGAGAUGUUAAAGAACAAGGCCGAGGAAACCCUUCAGGACGAGGAGCGUCUCCAACGCUGCAUGAAUGUGGGCUGGACGGUCCAGGGCGAGACGGCCCUGAGUCCAGCAUGGGUUUAUCAUGCUUGGGACCCAGCUUCCCGCAAGCAGAUCGUAGCGGAGACGCCGCCCAUGAAGCACUCCGAAGCGCUGCGACAGAUAGACCUGCUGAUCCAGCACUCAGCGAGGGAUGGGGUCCUGAAAAACUUCAAGACGGCCAAGAAGAUGUCGGCUACAGACACCUACAAGGUGGAAGUCCUUCCUUUCAUGGCCUCGAUCGGCCUACGAGGGGAGUCCAGCCAGAUUUGCUUCGAUGCACUGAGAGCCCUGAGCGGCUUGGCCAUCACCAAGCUGAUCGGGGCGCGUAUCAGGCCGGAGCGGGGCCAGGAGACCCAGCUCGUCAAGCAGAUGAAGGAGUCCUACAUGGGGACUACAUACUGCGAUUGGGCCCGUCGGGAGGCGCCGUGGAACAGCGAUGCCUAG
Messenger RNA from Symbiodinium sp. CCMP2456, 2877 nucleotides. NCBI's taxonomy places the organism in Eukaryota, Dinophyceae, Suessiales, Symbiodiniaceae. The record is from the annotation of a GenBank genome assembly.